UUUUGACCCUUUGCUCGUUUAGCUUGUGGUGUGCGCCAGGGAUCAAAAUCGAGCAUGGCGACCGGUCUCACGGACCUACCGGUGGAGCUGCAGGCGCGCGUGGCGGAGUUCCUGCCGGGAAAGGCCGAAUUAUUAGCCCUGCGCUGCUCGGCUGGGUCAUGCAAGCAAGUCGUGACCCGCGCCGUCAAGCACCACGACGUGUACAAGCGAUUUUACGCUCGAAAUUCCCUCCAAAAUGCAGCGCUCGUCGCCAUUGGUCGGGUGUUUGGGGCGGGCUGCCGAUAUCUGAACACCGUGAGCGGGUUCCCAGCCGUCACGACGGCGCUUGAGUCGUUCGUCCUUAGCACGGGGGGCCUAUUGAACCAACUGUCUAUCGAGCCCCCCAGAGACAAUCACAUCACCCCAGACACCCUCUUGAUUCUAUGCCGGGCGUGCCCUCUGCUGAAAAACCUUUAUGUGCCACGUGUGCCGAACAUCCAGCCUACGCACUUUGUCGCCGUAAGUCAGGCUUGUCCGUUGCUCGAAUACGUCGUGCUUCCGACAGGAGGCCUGAGUCCGGCCGAGACCUAUGCGAGGCAAUUUCCUCGCCUCAGAGAACUCAAAUUCGUGAGGGAGUGGGACAGCCAAAUACAUGAAAUGCCUAUUUGUUUUGACGUGAUUGCGGUGGCGGCGGAGACCUGCGUGCAUGUGACGAGGGUGGUUAUCCCCAGGGCCGCUGUGACGCCGGAUUUCGUGGCACGACUCCUGGAGACGCCGCUGCGGGAUCGUGUUACCAGUUUGUGCUUCACUAAUUUCUUCGGAUCAUUUUCUCCGCAACUGUGGCCAGAAGCGGGCCUUCAACUGGUGAGGGGCUUUCCGAACCUGCGCGAACUCGCGGGGCCUUUCGAGAACGCGCUUAUUCCGCGCAUGGCACCGACUGAAUUUUUCGAGCAGCUGGCGCUUGCGGCGCCCAUGCUUCGAAGGCUCUCUGCAGUAGAUAUAGACGACGAGUGUAUGCGCAUCAUCUGCAACCGAUGCCAACUGGAGGAAAUUAAUUUAUUUAUAACUCGCCGCGACCAGUCCGAUUUAUGCGUGACACCUGCUGUUGUCGACAUCAUAGUCAAAAGUUCUUCAGCGGCGAGUCUCCGCAAGGCAACUGUUAGUUCUACUUUGGCUGCUGAAUGGGGCGCGGCGGAGUUGCUGGGCAUCGUACAGGGCUGCCCGAACUUGAAGCAAGUUGGGUAUUAUAACCGUCGUGAACUUUCCUCGGGAAGCGUCUGCAGCGCAAACAUUGUGAGCGCCCGUCGCCUCCUCAAGAGCCGUGGGGGAACUCUCGAGGGAUCCUACGCGUCGAAAUGCCCUCCCUUCUUCUAAGACUUGUGUAGAG
Pelagomonas calceolata is the source of this 1366-nucleotide messenger RNA. NCBI's taxonomy places the organism in Eukaryota, Pelagophyceae, Pelagomonadales, Pelagomonadaceae. The record is from the annotation of a GenBank genome assembly.